AUGACUAACUUACUUGCAUUAUUGUUAGUCACCAUCUAUUUCAAAGCACUCUGCAGUGACAGCAUGGUUUUCAUUACCAAUCAGCUGUACCCGUUCUGGUUGCGCCAUGAAAAAGAAAUGAAACUACGCUUGGUACCAUUUGGAAAGGCCUGGGUCGAGGAGCAGCCAAACGAACCGCCCAAAUUUCAUUGCCAGCACGGGGCACGAGAAUGUCAACUGAACAUUUUGCACGGUUACAUUCUUCAAAAGUUGCCUCCCAAAAAGGCAUUUACUGUAGUGGCAUGCCUCAUGAAGAACUUCCGUACGGACUUUGAGCAGUGUAUCGAAGGACAUGAAUCGUUCAGGAGCGUCGUUGUUAAUUGCAGCCAAGGGCCACAGGGAGGAAAGUUGUUCAAAAAGUUUGCCAAUGAAACAGACGCCGUGCACCGGCCGCUGCCAUUCGUACCUACUAUCGUUGGCGAUCAGCCGUACGACUUUUAUGAACAGGACGAUUGGUUGCAGCAUUUCGAAAGAAAAUUUACGGAGCGGUAUGAAGCAAAGUUUGGUGUCAAAUUAUAAUGCGUCACUUAGAACUGAGCGUAGGUUUCCGUCGCUCUAGUGUAACAAGUUUGUACUUUUUAAUCAGUUUUGUGAGAUACUUGAACCACG
Molecule: messenger RNA, 648 nt
Organism: Anopheles moucheti
Lineage: Eukaryota; Metazoa; Arthropoda; Insecta; Diptera; Culicidae
Product: GILT-like protein 3
Exons: 5
Coding region: 1-558 (185 amino acids)
Molecular function (GO): oxidoreductase activity, acting on a sulfur group of donors, disulfide as acceptor
Source: RefSeq, a predicted model, not a curated record